This is a messenger RNA of Impatiens glandulifera, 3006 nucleotides long. RefSeq names its product AP-1 complex subunit gamma-2-like. Bases 178 to 2721 code for a protein of 847 amino acids. Gene Ontology annotation, biological process: intracellular protein transport; Golgi to vacuole transport; receptor-mediated endocytosis. Lineage: Eukaryota; Viridiplantae; Streptophyta; Magnoliopsida; Ericales; Balsaminaceae. The record is from RefSeq and is a predicted model, not a curated record. Gene Ontology annotation, cellular component: AP-1 adaptor complex; Golgi apparatus; membrane coat. Gene Ontology annotation, molecular function: clathrin-cargo adaptor activity. The transcript has 18 exons.
UUCUCUCUCUCUCUUUCUCUUGAUGAACUCUGCUGAAAUUCCUCUUUUAGAUCGUCAAAUUCCGCUGCCCAGAUCUCAAUUUCAGCAGCCGGUUACCGGUAACUCUGUAGUGUAACUCGGAUUCCUAUAUCUCUAGCAUCGCAGCUGGAUCUGCUCGAGUUUCCACGGACUCUAACGAUGGACCCUAUUAUGAAUCCAUUCUCGUCUGGCACGCGUCUGAGGGACAUGAUUAGGGCUAUACGAGCAUGCAAAACUGCGGCAGAGGAGAGGUCUGUUAUACGAAAAGAAUGUGCUUCCAUCCGUGCAUCCAUUGGGGAAAAUGAUCCAGAUUAUAGGCACCGUAAUCUUGCAAAGCUUAUGUUUAUACAUAUGCUAGGUUAUCCCACUCACUUUGGUCAAAUGGAGUGUUUGAAGUUAAUUGUAUCUACUGGAUUCCCAGACAAGCGAAUAGGUUAUCUUGGCCUUAUGUUGCUUCUUGAUGAAAGACAGGAGGUUUUGAUGCUGGUCACAAAUUCAAUAAAGCAAGAUCUUAAUCACUCAAACCAAUAUAUAGUGGGACUAGCUCUUUGUGCUUUGGGAAAUAUAUGCUCUGCAGAAAUGGCACGCGAUCUUGCACCUGAAGUUGAAAGACUUUUACAGUUCAGAGAUCCAAAUAUCCGAAAAAAGGCAGCAUUAUGCUCUAUUCGAAUUAUCAGAAAAGUUCCAGAAUUAGCAGAGAAUUUUGUAAAUACUGCAGCUUCCUUACUUAAAGAGAAGCACCAUGGAUCUCUAAUAACUGGGAUCCAGCUCUGCAUAGAUCUAUGUACAGCCAGAGCAGAAGCCCUAGAAUAUUUUAGAAAGAUGUGUAUAGAUGUGGUGGUGAGGACACUAAAGGAUGUUGUCAACAGUCGAUAUGGACCUGAGUACGAUAUUUCUGGGAUUGCAGAUCCUUUCCUUCAAAUCAGAUUACUCAGAUUUCUUCAUGUACUAGGCCAAGGAGAUGCUGAUGCCAGUGAUUCGAUGAAUGACAUUCUUGCACAGGUUGCAACAAAAAUUGAGUCGAACAAAGUUGUAGGGAAUGCCAUCCUUUAUGAAUGCGUUGGAACAAUUAUGAGCAUUGAAGAUAGUGGUGGCCUACGGGUGCUUGCUAUUAAUAUCUUGGGGAAAUUCUUGUCAAACCGUGAUAAUAAUAUCAGAUAUGUUGCUUUGAACAUGCUGAUGAAAGCUAUUACUGUAGAUUCACAAGCGGUGCAGAGGCACCGUGUUACAAUCUUGGAAUGUGUGAAGGAUUCAGAUAUUUCCAUCAGGAAAAGGGCUCUCGAGAUUGUGUGUCUUCUCGUUAACGAAAGCAAUGUAAAACCUUUGACGAAAGAGCUUAUUGAGUAUCUGACAUUGAGUGAUCAAGAGUUUAAAGGGGAUCUUACUGCUAAAAUUUGCAGCAUUGUGGACAAUUUCUCAACUGAAAAAAUAUGGUACAUUGAUCAGAUGCUGAGGGUUCUCUCUGAGGCAGGAAAUUUUGUAAAGGAUGAAGUAUGGUAUGCCCUAAUUGUUGUUAUAGGCAAUGCUUCUAAUCUCCAUGGGUAUACAGUGCGAGCUCUAUAUAGAGCAAUUAAAUCUUCUUAUGAACAGGCAACUCUUGUUCGAGUGGCAGUUUGGUGCAUUGGCGAAUAUGGAGAAAUAUUGGUCAACAAUAUAGGAAUGCUCGACUCUGAAGAACCGGUAACUAUAACAGAGUCUGAUGCUGUAGAUGUCAUAGAAAAUGUCACAAAACAUCAUUCCUCAGAUCUGGCCACCAAAGAAAUGUGUUUGAUUUCUUUGUUAAAGCUAUCUUGCCGCUUCCCUGCUUGUUCACAGAGGAUUAAGAACAUCAUCAAUCAAUGUAAGGGAAGCCUAGUGCUUGAAUUGCAGCAAAGAGCAAUUGAGUUUGAUUCUAUCAUUGCGAAGCAUCAAAAUAUCAGGUCUAUGCUGGCUGAGAGGAUGCCAGUUCUGGACGAAGCAACUUAUUGUAGAAGACGAACAGUGCCAGUUUCUGUUCAACAGGUAGGAGUUGUAAAACUCCCAAAUGGGAGUGCAAAACCCAGUUCUGCUGCUCCUCUUGUUGAUUUGCUUGACCUCAGCUCGGAUGAUGCUCAAGUCCCUAGCGCAUCUGGUCUUGAUCUUCUUCAGAACGUUCUUGGUCUUGAUUUAUCAUCAUCUGUGUCCCAGUCAGGUAAUAGCCAGUCCCAGAAAAAUGGCUCUGAUGUUCUAAUGGAUCUUUUGUCUAUUGGGACUCCUGUUCAAGGCAGCUCAAAUACACCUGACAUCUUUUCCCUCGGUCAAGCUUCUACGGUGGAUAUAUUUGAUGGCUUUUCUCCCAGCCCUGCAAGAUCUGAGGACAAUGGUACUGGUCAUGCGCCAAUUGUUGGAUUUGAGAGCAGCUCAUUGAGAUUAAAGUUGAACUUUUCAAAGCCGCAUGGGAAUCCUCAAAUAACGGACAUGGUGGCUACAUUUACUAAUAAAACAUCAAACUCAUACACAGAUUUCAUUUUCCAGGCAGCUGUUCCAAAGUUCCUUCAUUUACACCUAGAGCCAGCCAACAGUAAUUCUCUACCAGGCAAUGGUUCAAUCACGCAGAAUUUACAAGUAACAAACAGCCAAUAUGGGAAGAAAUCAAUUGUGAUGAGGAUAAGGAUAGCUUACAAGUCUAAUAACAAAGACAUGUUGGAGGAAGGAGAGAUCAGCAAUUUCCCACGUGGACUAUAGUGAAGUUUAAGUGAUAUUUUGAUUCUUUCUUACAUUCUUUAUUUGUUUGUUUGUUUGUCCUCUAACCCUAGUUAUGAUUUGGUUCAUAAUUGGUAGAUGUAGGAAUAGGGAGUUUCUUGGGGGAGAGGAGAUUGCCAGUUUUGGUCCUGUUGUCGUCAGUGUAGAAGAAUGUAGAUAGAUGAUAGAUUAUAGAUUAUAAUAACAAUUUGUGUCAAACUGAAUUGUAUGGUGGUCAUCUCCUAUUUUGUAUGGUCCAUGAAUUUAUAUAAUAAAUAUGGAUACGUU